CAAUGGAGAUGAUGAGUUGAAAUGGGAGGCUCUCGACUUACAGCUCUUUCAAUGGAGAGUCAUCACCCUUCCACACUUUUGUCUAUGGAUUCCAGUGCUUCUUCUCAUGAUGAAUUGGAUUUGGAAAUGAAUCGUCAAAUCGUUCUUCCCCGCCCACCCGAUAUCAAUCUUCCACUGUCUGCCGAGCGUAGCCCGCCCCAGCAGCCAUGGAGCUCUGAUCCAUGUGACAUUUUAGAUGUUGGACUUGGCUCACAGGUUUACGAGACAGAGAGCUUCCUUAGUGUCCCAAAAGUUGGGCGGAAAUGCGUGAAGCGUGUUGAUUGUAUUUGGGGUGCUUGGUUUUUCUUUAGUUUCUACGUUAAGCCGGUGAUGAACGAUAAGUCGAAGGCGAAGAUUAUCCGGGAUAGUAAUGGGGUUUCUGGGUUUGAAAAGUCUGAUCUUAAUUUGGAUGUUUUCAUGGUUCAACAUGAUAUGGAGAAUAUGUAUAUGUGGGUGUUUAAGGAGAGGCCUGAGAAUGCAUUGGGGAAAAUGCAGCUUCGGAGUUAUAUGAACGGUCAUUCUCGUCAAGGUGAGCGCCCCUUUCCGUUUAGUGUUGAUAAAGGUUUCGUUCGAUCUCACAAAAUGCAGCGGAAACACUAUCGGGGUCUCUCGAAUCCUCAGUGUGUUCAUGGAGUUACGGUUGUUACGUCUCCGAAUUUGAUGGUUCUUGAUGAAGAAGAUAGGAAGAGAUGGGUGGAGCUUACAGGCAGGGAUUUGAAUUUCACCAUCCCUCCCGAGGCAAGUGACUUUAGUUCAUGGAGAAAUCUUCCAAACACGGAUUUUGAACUCGAGAGGCCUCCGACUCUUAAGAGUGCCUCGAACUCUCAUUCCAAAAAACUGCUCAAUGGAUCUGUACUGAAUUUGUCAACUCAGCCAUCGAACCAUGCGAACUGUGACGGGAUGGAUUUAUCGCCUGUCAGCAGCAAGAGGAAGAAGGAUUUCUUCUCGAAUGGCAAUGACGACGACUGCUACUUGGCUGUGAAUAAUCACACGACCGAUCGCAUCUCCGAGAUAGAAGUCCACCCGAAUGAGCCACAUUGGUUGAACGAUUUCAGCGGGGUAAUGAAGAAUGUUUACGGACCAGUAACAGCUGCUAAAUCGAUAUACGAGGACGAAGAAGGUUAUUUGAUCAUCAUCAGCUUACCAUUUGUUGAUCUUCAAAGUGUCAAAGUUUCAUGGAGGAACACUGUGACACAUGGGAUCAUAAAAGUAUCGUGUGUGAGCACGUCGGGGAUGCCAUUCAUCAAGAGACAUGAUAGGACAUUCAAGCUCACCGAUCCAUUCCCCGAACACUGUCCCCCGGGUGAAUUUGUAAGGGAGAUCCCUCUAGCAACUCGAAUUCCUGAAGAUGCCAAUAUAGAAGCAUACUACGACGGUCCAGGAUCUGUGCUUGAGAUUAUGGUGCCGAGGCUCCGCAUUGGCCCUGAGGAACAUGAAGUUCGUGUCUGCCUUCGGCCGCACCUGGGAGGAAAUGAUCUUAUGUUAACCUGAGAUGUCUCAUCUGUAUGAGUAACAGUUGUGACUGGAUGAGGUGAGGCAGGCACACUUCAAUGUUUACUAACUAAGCUUCAUUUUAGCGUUCUUUUAUAAUGUACUUUUGUCUUUGCUUCUUAUGUCAUUCUUUGCUCACUAAAUUUAUGUCUCAUAUUUAGAAAUUGAUAUGAACUUAUAUUUGUUUUUUUUUUUUU
This is a messenger RNA of Cucurbita maxima (winter squash), 1727 nucleotides long. RefSeq lists its product as uncharacterized. Lineage: Eukaryota; Viridiplantae; Streptophyta; Magnoliopsida; Cucurbitales; Cucurbitaceae. The record is from RefSeq and is a predicted model, not a curated record. The transcript has a single exon. The coding region runs from base 22 to 1530 and encodes 502 amino acids.